This is a messenger RNA of Microthlaspi erraticum, 1542 nucleotides long. The record is from the annotation of a GenBank genome assembly. NCBI's taxonomy places the organism in Eukaryota, Viridiplantae, Streptophyta, Magnoliopsida, Brassicales, Brassicaceae.
AUGUCAGUAAUGGAUCAACAGUCAGGCAUGUUCAACGUUCAACAAACCGUCGGAAGCGUCCUCUGUUGCAAAUGCGGUGUUCCCAUGCCGCCAAACGCCGCGAACAUGUGCGUGAAUUGCCUCCGAUCCGAAGUCGACAUCACCGAAGGUUUGCAGAAGAGUAUCCAGAUCUUCUACUGCCCUGAGUGUGGCUGUUACUUGCAGCCGCCGAAGACUUGGAUCAAAGCUCAGUGGGAAUCGAAAGAGCUCUUGACCUUCUGCAUCAAGAGGCUCAAGAACCUCAACAAGGUGAAGCUCAAGAACGCCGAGUUCGUCUGGACCGAGCCUCACUCCAAGAGAAUCAAAGUGAAGAUCACUGUGCAAGCCGAGGUUCUCAACGGUGCGGUGCUUGAGCAGUCGUACCCUGUUGAGUACACUGUGAGAGACAAUCUCUGCGAGUCUUGCUCGAGGUUCCAGGCGAAUCCUGAUCAGUGGGUUGCUUCUGUGCAGCUUAGGCAGCAUGUCUCUCACAGGAGGACUUUCUUCUACCUUGAGCAGCUGAUUCUGAGGCACGACGCUGCUUCAAGAGCUAUCAGAAUCACGCAGGUGGACCAAGGGAUUGAUUUCUUCUUUGGGAAUAAGAGUCAUGCUAAUAGCUUUGUUGAGUUUCUGAGGAAAGUUGUGCCGAUUGAGUACCGUCAGGAUCAGCAGCUGGUGUCUCAUGAUGUCAAGAGCAGCUUGUACAACUACAAGUACACUUACUCUGUCAAGAUCUGCCCCGUGUGCCGUGAGGAUCUUGUUUGCUUGCCUUCGAAAGUCGCUAGCGGAUUAGGGAACCUUGGCCCGCUUGUGGUGUGCACGAAAGUGUCUGAUAACAUCACUCUUCUUGAUCCGAGAACGUUGAGGUGUGCGUUCUUGGACGCGAGGCAGUACUGGAGAUCCGGAUUUCGGUCUGCGCUCACUAGUAGGCAGCUUGUGAAGUACUUUGUGUUUGACGUGGAGGCUCCUGUUGGUGAAGCGACGGUUGGAGGGCAGAAGUAUGCUCUCUCCUACGUCCAGAUUGCUAGAGAGUCUGACAUUGGGAAGAUGUUUUACGUGCAGACUCAUCUCGGUCACAUUCUGAAACCUGGAGAUCAAGCUUUGGGGUAUGACAUUUAUGGUGCUAAUGUGAACGAUAACGAGAUGGAGAAGUAUCGUCUGAGUGUGAAGAAUGGGCUUCCUGAAGCGAUUCUGAUCAAGAAAUGCUAUGAUGAGCAGAGGGAGAGGAAGCAGAGGAAGACGCGUAACUGGAAGAUUAAGUCGCUUCCGAUGGAGAUGGAUGAUUCAAGAGGAGGUAGGGCUGAUCCGGAGAAGACGGAUAAGGAGUAUGAGGAGUUUUUGAGGGAUCUUGAAGAGAACCCUGAGCUGAGGUUCAACAUAAGCUUGUACAAGAACAAGGAGUAUCAAGCUUCUGAGACUGGUUCGAUGACGGAUGGAGAAGGUGCACCGACUGUGCCUAUUGAGGAGUUGCUUGCUGAUCUUGACCUCAGUGAAGACGAAGAAGAGGAAGACAUGGAUGAGUAA